Dunckerocampus dactyliophorus (ringed pipefish) is the source of this 1700-nucleotide messenger RNA. RefSeq names its product serine/arginine-rich splicing factor 11-like. Gene Ontology annotation, cellular component: nucleoplasm. The record is from RefSeq and is a predicted model, not a curated record. NCBI's taxonomy places the organism in Eukaryota, Metazoa, Chordata, Actinopteri, Syngnathiformes, Syngnathidae. Bases 202 to 1524 code for a protein of 440 amino acids. The transcript has 12 exons. Gene Ontology annotation, molecular function: RNA binding.
GUUCAUUGUACCUGAAUGCAGCAUGCACUCUUCUGCAGUGGCAUUGAUGCUCUGUGCACUUUUCCACCGUCGUGGCAUAUAAUAACCUAUUCCUACUAGAACUAUGAUACUUUUUAUAUUUGCCUAGUGCUGUUUUGCUCUUGAACAUUUCCACACUCGUCGUUUUGUCUUGAAUUCAGUCAAACAGUAACAGUGGCCAGGAUGAAUUGUGCGACCCACGUCAUUCAGGUGACAAAUGUCUCCCCGAGUACAACCUCCGAACAAAUGAGGACUCUGUUUGGAUUUGUAGGAAACAUAGAAGAACUCAAACUCUUUCCUCCUGAUGACUCACCCUUGCCUGUGACCUCACGUGUCUGUUUUGUAAAGUUCCUCGAGUCCGAGUCGGUGGGGGUUGCUCAGCACUUGACCAACACCGUCUUCGUGGAUCGGGCCUUGAUCGUGGUGCCGUUCGCAGAAGGAGUCAUUCCUGAUGAAUCCAAAGCCAUGUCGCUGCUGGCUCCGGCCAACGCUGUGGCGGGAAUGAUGCCCGGAGCUGGCCUUCUCCCAACACCCAACCCUCUGGCUUCUAUGGGAGCACCACCCUUUGGAGGUCUGGGAGCCCCCAGCCUGGAGCAGAUGGCUGCGAUGGGAAUGCCAGGAGCGAACAUGAACCCCCAGGCUCUUUCUGCAGACUUCCUGAAGCUCAUGCAGUCGAUGGAUCCAAAGUUGAAUCCAUUAGCAGCCGGACUGAAUCUCGACCCCAGCUUGAAGAGCGGCGACUCCAACAAGGAAAUUGAAGAGGCCAUGAAGCGAGUGCGAGAGGCCCAGUCCCUCAUUUCCGCUGCCAUUGAACCAGGAAGUAAGAAAGACGACAAACGCAAACGCUCCCCGUCCCGCUCACGAUCACGCCGCCGACGCUCCAGAUCUCGCUCCAGACACCGGCGAUCCAAGAGCAGGUCUCGGCGGAGGUCCCAUUCAAGGAACAGGAGGAGGUCCAAGAGCCCACGCAGGAGGAGGUCCCACUCUCCGGACAGCAGAUCCAGAAAGAAGGAGGACAAGUCCAAGAAAAGGUCAAGGACCCCACCCAAGAGCUACAGCACUGCAAGGAGGUCCCGCAGCAUCAACCGCCGGCAGAGGCGGAGUACAUCCCGGUCUCCUAAAAGACGUCUGAGCAGGUCUCCAUCACCCAGACGGCACAAGAAGGAGAAAAAGAAGGACAAGGAUCGCGGCAAGGAGCGCGAUCGAGACAGGAAGCAAAGCCGAGACGAGGGAGAACGCUCGGCCGGUGGCAAGAAGGCGAGCAAAGCCAAAGAGCGAGACGGCGACGGCGAGAAAGGCGACGUGAAGGUGACGCGGGAUUACGACGAAGAGGAGCAAGGCUACGCCAGCGGAAAAGACGACGACGAGUGCGGGGGGAGCGACUCGGACUCGGCCUCGUCGCCCAAAGGCCUGGAGGAGACGGAGACACCAGAGGACCACUCCCCCAAAAAGUCAAAAGCCAAUGGAGACGAUCGCUAUCAGGAAGACAUGGAAAUGAGCGACUAGAAUCCUCAUUUUCAACCUUUAUGCAGUUUUAUUUGACAUGCGACUAGAAUAUUGUAUUAUAUAACUCACUGCAUCAAUGUCAUGAAAUGUUCAUUAUAACAAUUGUCUGACGUGAUAUCUGUACCCUUCUUGCAUUAUAAACCACAUAACAUUUACCAUCCUGCAUUCUGUUUACU